This is a messenger RNA of Colletotrichum karsti, 561 nucleotides long. RefSeq lists its product as uncharacterized. The transcript has a single exon. Lineage: Eukaryota; Fungi; Ascomycota; Sordariomycetes; Glomerellales; Glomerellaceae. The coding region runs from base 1 to 561 and encodes 186 amino acids. The record is from RefSeq and is a predicted model, not a curated record.
AUGUUCUCCAAGCUCAUCCUCACCGUCCUCGCCGCCGCCUCCGCCGCCCUCGCCGCCCCCCUCGAGGCCCGCCAGUCCCCCUCCUACUUCACCCCCUCCGCGACCUUCCAGUACUCCGUCCGCGACGGCGCCAUCUACCCGGCCGGCUGGGGCUACGUCGCAAAGUACCCCCAGAACCAGGGCUACGACUACACCACCCUCCUGACCUUCACCUACCCGCAGGCCGUCGCCGGCAGGAAGUGCCGCCUCGAGUUCGUCGCCGACUCCGGCAGCGUCUACGCCUACGGCUCCCGCCAGCUCGACGUCUUCACCUCCCUCCGCCCCGCCCCCGCCGGCGGCGCCUCCGGCUGGCCCCCCGGCAACCAGCGCGACGCCAACCUCGGCCGCCUCGCCGUCCCCGAGUCCGGCGCCGCGACCUGGAGCGCCAAGUAUGGCGCGUAUCUCACCGAGUUCACCGACUGCAAGGCGCCCGGGACCGUCCAGGGGCUCGAGCUCGUGGGGGUCAGUGAUGAGGAUAUCGUCUCGUUCCCGCCCUCUGCCGUCCGGAUUGCGUAUCAAUGA